Molecule: messenger RNA, 2261 nt
Organism: Menidia menidia (Atlantic silverside)
Lineage: Eukaryota; Metazoa; Chordata; Actinopteri; Atheriniformes; Atherinopsidae
Source: the annotation of a GenBank genome assembly
CAGAGGCUGGAGAACGUGGGAGGGGUUGACACAGAGAUGUACAGGACAGGACACCCUGAUGCUUGCUUCAUAAACCUCACCGCAUUUUGCCACCGCAGCUGUUCUGGCGCAUGCAGUGAGCUGAGAGGUGCGCUCUUUCUGGAGUGGCUAUGUCAAGUCUGGCUCGGGCUUUUUUUACGCUUCUCCGGGAUCACUGAGCCCGUUUUCUCUUCGGCUUAAAAGACAAAAUGCUGUCGCACUCUCGCUCACUAAGGUCGGUUUCAAAAGAACAGUGACGGCAUCGCUCAUUUACCAUGAGCUGUUUGGAUGUUAUGUACCCAGCCUAUGGACAUUACGCAGCGUACGCACCGACUGCUCCCGCUUUUAUCAAUAGCUUACAGGCUCCCACAGGUCUGAGCAGUACUUCGCCGCGCAGCCGGGAUUUUAUGGACACUCCCAGCGUUCCCGAAGGGAUGUCUGGGGGCCCAGGCACUGGAGGAUCAACUUCCUCAUCCUCUUCAUCCAACUCUUCUUCUUCCUCUUACACCCCUGCGGCAUCAAAGCCGGAGGAGGGCCCCAAGGAGAAGCAAGAGGCCCCCGAGGCAGAAUACCUGACUUCUCGCUGCGUACUCUUCACCUACUACCAGGGAGACAUCAGCAGCGUGGUCGAUGAGCAUUUCUCCAGGGCCCUGAGCUCCUACAUGGACGGAGAGGGCAAGCGAAGAGUGCCAGACCAACAGGCCACAGACACUCCGUCACCUAGUAGUCGGCGAAGCUUUCCCCCGUCCUUCUGGGACAGCAGCUACACGUCGCCCCAGAGCCGCCCCCACUGUGAGACGGGUGCGCCCUCCUAUUCCAUGGACCCGUACGCAUCGGGGCUACAUCCAGGCCUCCCUCACCCACACGCUCAUCCUCACCCACACGCUCACCCUCACGCCCACCCACACCCUCCGGAGAGCUGGGGAUACUCUCAGGCCCAGGCCUAUGGGCCUCCACGGCCCCUCCAUGAACUGUAUUCCCCCUCAGCUUUGGAGCCCCACUACGGGCCCUUGCUCAUGCCCACUGUGAGGCCACCGCAUCUCCCCACCUUGCCGAGCCACUACGAAGUAAGCAAGCUGGAGCACUCUGCCUCAUGGCCCAGUCUGCUCCCCCCUGGAGAUGUCAGCCAGACUCUGGCACUCAACAUGGAUGCAGGCCUUCAGCAGCACAAGAAAGGCAAGGAGCUAUACUGGUUCUAACGAGCCCUUCAGUCACACUGACCUGCCAUUACCAGAUCCAAUUAGUCCCUGGACCUGCUCCGCUAUUGAAGCAGCGUGUCCCUUUAUCCCCCCCACACACUGCAUCCACAUCUAUCCACCCCCAUCCCUCUGCUCGUAGCCUCUCCUGCCAGUAUACAGCCUUGCUCCAGGUCGACAUGUGUGCACCAUGGAGAUAAAGCGGAGAGGGAAAGAGGGAGUAACAGGGUGUCUGAACUGGCUACAACCUGCGCUGCUGCUCUCUCUUUCUUCAUCUUCUGUGCAACACAGACCCUGGCAAGGUGAGCGCUGCAGUGACCUGUUUGGACGGAGAGACAGGAUCACACCAGACUUUCACAGGGGACAGAGAAACAGAGGGAUGAAUAGAGAGGAAGAGGGAUAAAUAGCAGCGAGUGGGGUUUUUUCUCCAGUGUCCCCAGUUAUCUCCUUUUCUGGCUCUGUCGGUCUAGUCGUUGUUCAUUAUCCACUUAUCUGCAUUUCACAAAUGCAGCAUGCAGCGAUUCAAGAGCAAAAAUCAUGCUGGUUUAUGCUUUGUGACUGGCAACAUGAGGCCUUUUUUGGUUUUUAUUUUUAAUGAUAUUUUGCUCUGAAAUAAAAUGUUUUUAUUUAUUGGUGUUAAUGUGCUUUUCUCAGAUGAUCUUUUGGCCAGUGUUCUGAAAUGAUUGUGGUUCAGUUUAUUGUGUUUCCUGACAGGGACGGGUUAUAGGGCUUCCUAUGCCACUUGUUUUCGGUGGAGUCUAAGGCCCAGCUCUUGUCAGAAUAUUGUCAUAGUCAUUUAUCCACAGCAUAUCAAACACCAUUCAACCUGAAACCUAUCAGAUGAGACUGUAUUUUCAAUUUGAUGAUGUUCCAUUUUAGUUCUAUUCCUCUGUCAUUCUAAGAUGUUUUGAAUUUGGACUUUCUAAAUAUUAUGGUCUUUUGUGUGUGUUUGCAUUUCUCAUUUUUGUUGUCCAGUGUUAAUGUCAAUAAAUAUUUUUAUGAUACAUUGUCAGAUCACUUGAAUAUUUAAGUGACACUUACAUAUAG